GGUCGAUUUUCAUCUUGGCGGGGACAGAACGCAAUCCGCUUACGUUUAAGACCCCUUGUUCCGACUGGUUUCCUUCUGUUUCUUCUGUUUCUUCUUUUUCUCUGUUAUCAAAGAAGAAGAAGAAGAAGAAGAAGAAGGAAAACCCCAAUCAUUGAUGGAAUCGUCUUCUAAUUCAUAUUAUUGGGAUUAUAUCUGCCUCAUUUUCCUCCGUCCCUUUCUCGCUUUUCUCUUCGUCCUGUCUUUGAUUUUUCUCGGUUGGUUUUCGGCAUGGAAGCUUGUACUGGUUCACGUUCCUCUUGUGCAAGAGAUUUUCGGACUCCGGAAGAAGCCCACGAAGCCCAAGCGCCCAACUCUCCGUCUCACUCGCUUCUACAAGACUCAGAAUUCGGAUUCUGGUAAAAACAAUUUGGGGGGAGAGGUGAACUCUUAGAAGACCGAACGUUGGCUCUUCCUCUACUUGCAGCGAUGCAAGGUAAGUCCCUUUAAGAGAAGUCUGCAUCAUAAUAUGUAUACAUUUUGCCUUUCAGGGAAAAAAAAAUGAUUGCAUUUUGUAAAUAAUUGAAUAUAGUUCUGCAAUGGUGUUCACAUAACACCAUUUUUUUGUUUGUAAUCCAUUUUAGACCAAUGGUUCUUGUUA
This is a messenger RNA of Magnolia sinica, 637 nucleotides long. RefSeq lists its product as uncharacterized. The record is from RefSeq and is a predicted model, not a curated record. Bases 155 to 430 code for a protein of 91 amino acids. NCBI's taxonomy places the organism in Eukaryota, Viridiplantae, Streptophyta, Magnoliopsida, Magnoliales, Magnoliaceae. The transcript is spliced from 3 exons.